AUGACCACCAAAAUGCAAACCGCCAGGGCUUGCGUGGAACAAGAGAACAAAGACUCAGUCUUAUACAAUCACAAACUGAAGAAGCAUUUGCCACAAAUCGAAGCGUCUCUAACAGGAAGCAAGAUUCUUUAUGCCAACAUCUAUGGCCCUUUGAUGGACAUGAUCCAAAACCCUAGAAAAUAUGGGUUCAAGGAGACGAAGAAAGGAUGUUGUGGAACAGGGCUUUUGGAAGCGGCUUUCCUGUGCAAUGACUUUACAAAGACUUGUCCACAUCAUUCGGAUCAUAUGUUUUGGGAUUCCAUUCAUCCCUCGGAAGCUUCAUACAAUUACCUUGGUAAUUUCAUUGAUGCUCAGAUUCGAGGUUGGGCUAAGGUUUAG
This is a messenger RNA of Microthlaspi erraticum, 378 nucleotides long. The record is from the annotation of a GenBank genome assembly. Lineage: Eukaryota; Viridiplantae; Streptophyta; Magnoliopsida; Brassicales; Brassicaceae.